Emiliania huxleyi CCMP1516 is the source of this 1141-nucleotide messenger RNA. RefSeq lists its product as hypothetical. The coding region runs from base 100 to 933 and encodes 277 amino acids. Lineage: Eukaryota; Haptophyta; Isochrysidales; Noelaerhabdaceae. The transcript has 3 exons. The record is from RefSeq and is a predicted model, not a curated record.
GGCCGCCUUGUCUCGUACGAGGAGGCGCGCGACGCUGGUGCCCUCCGCUUCUGCGACACCGUCGAGUCGGCGGUGGCUUUCGCAGCCGGCCUCCCCGUCAUGUUUGUCUCGCACCAGUGGCUCUCUCGCCACCACCCGGACCCCAAGGCGCAGCACUACCCAGCCAUCCUCGAGGCGGCCGAGGCGCUUUGCGCGAGGCAAGGCCUCGACCCCGAGUCGCUCCAUAUCUGGCUCGACUACCACUCGAUACCACAGGAGAACACGACGACCAAGCGGCUCGCGAUCGGCUCGAUCGCCCUCUACGCCGCCUGCUCGCACUACUUCCUCGCCUGCGCUCCCGAGGCGCUCCACCAGGACUCGCGCCCGCCCUGCAAGGUCGACGCGGACACGUACUUGCAGCGCGGGUGGUGCCGACUCGAGCAGUGGGCGUUCAUGGCCAUCAACGGGUCGGCGCAGAUGUACGUCUUUGACUCCUCCCUCUCCCAGCUCUCGUCCCGCCGGCGGUGGAUCGAGGAGUCGGUCAACGUGUUCAACGGCCACUUUACGCACGAGGCGGACAAGGCCCUCCUCGUCGACGUCGUGCUCGGCCUGUAUGGCCUCGCCGUCAUCGCCGCGCUCGACCCGAGCGUCGCCGCGGGCAGACACCUCUCGCGCGGAAAGGGGCCGCAGCACGUACCGCAGCAGGCCUCGCCGCCGCUCGCCGGCCCGCAGCUCAUCGAGCUGAUUGCAGAGCGCCGCGGGCUCAUCUUCCCGCGACAGCACUUUGGAGAUCUCGUCGACCGGCUGGAAGCGGAGUUGGAGUGGGGGGCCCGAGAGUCGGAGUGCUUGGCGCGAGAGUCGACUUCACCGUCGACGACCUAUCGCGCAGCACGCACCGCGCGGCGGACUCUGGACCACACUGGGUCCCCCUCCCACCGCACGUGUAGCGUGUGACUCGUGAGACACGCUGCGACCGCGACGUGCGCAAACCCUCCUUCCGUUCCGUGACGUGUACUCGAUCGAGUAUGUGGAUCUUUAGCUCGAGUAGCUCGUCUUGAUGCACCUCGGUCACCAAGCCGCUCACCCAGCCUUGCCGUGCAUAGCCCUAGUCUGGCCGGUUUCUUUGUCAGAUCGACACGAAAUAGAACGAGAUAGAAUGAGA